AUGUAUUUGUGUGCUGCAUUAAUAAAGCAAAUGGAAGCAACUCAACAAGCAGAAAGGAAGAGUAUGAACAAAAGCACUGCAUUUGCUCUUGCAAAUCAUGAUGUUAGAGCUUCUCUUGCUGGUCUAAAUGGAUUAAUUGAUGUUAGGAUCGGCAAGAUUGAAGAAGGAAAGAAGCAACUUGAAGAAGAAGAAUUCAGCAUGCAAGAGCUACUUGAACAUAUUGUCAAUUUCUAUUACCCUAACGGAGCAAUGAAAAAUGUAGAUGUGUUACUAGAUCCAUGUGAUGAUUCUAUCACAAGAUUCUCUCGUGUAAAAGGCGAUAGGAGAGAAUUAAGACGGAUCUUGAGUAACUUGUUGCAUAAUGCAGUUAAAUUCACCUCAGAGGGACAUGUUUCUCUUCGAGUUUGGGCUCGAAAAACUGGUUUUGAUCAAAGCUCCAAUCUUGCUGCUCCAAGUACAAAUUGUUAUGUUGGUUGUAUGUCAUGCUUUCUUUUACAGAACGAUGAAGCAGUUUCUGCAGAAUUGCAAGUACUGAACAAAGUCCAGAAAGAUCCCAACUGUGUGGAAUUUAUAUUCGAGGUGGAUGAUACAGGGAAAGGAAUUCCAAAAGAGAAACAGAAAUCUGUUUUUGAGAAUUAUAUUCAAGUGAAUGAGACAGCUCCUAAUUAUGGACAAGCAGGCACUGGCUUGGGGCUUGGCAUUAUUCAGUCUUUGGUUCGCUUAAUGGGAGGUGAAAUAGGUAUCAUCGACAAGGAUAUUGGCGAAAAGGGCCUUUGCUUUCGAUUCAACAUUUUCCUUAUAGCAUGUGAGUCUCAAGUUCAAGAACAUCAAGCAAUUAAUGUCAAUGUUUUAAGAGGAGAAGAUCCAGAGUCCCAUUUAGGAGGCUAUAUAACUAGUGACUCCUAUUAUCAUUCAACACCAAGUAGUAAUAGUAUCGCUAGCCAUCAGAAACCAGAAAGAUCCGAUGUCAUUCUUUUCAUUAGGGAGGAGGAAAGAAGCAAAGUUCUUCAUAGAUUCAUGAUGAACAUAGGCUUAAGGGCACAUGUUGUGAAGCGGCUCGAGCAAUUUUCUCCUACUCUCAAGAAGGUGAAAAGGAAAUUAAUCAACUUUCUGUCAUACAACUCAUCAUCUUCAGGGAAAUCAAAGGAAAUUCCCCUCAGUGCUUUAGAUGGAACACAUGAUGAUCAUAUCCCAUCCUUUCAGAGUAGGGGCGGCGGAGGACUUUAUUCUAAGAGUGCACUCAUAAGAUUCAUCUUGAUCAUAAUUGACACAAGUGCUGGACCACUUCGAGAAAUAAGUCUUGCUAUGGCUGAAUUUCGGAAGGACUUCCCCAAGAAUGCCUCACUUCGAGUUGUUUAG
Molecule: messenger RNA, 1359 nt
Organism: Nicotiana tabacum (common tobacco)
Lineage: Eukaryota; Viridiplantae; Streptophyta; Magnoliopsida; Solanales; Solanaceae
Source: RefSeq, a predicted model, not a curated record